Molecule: messenger RNA, 9747 nt
Organism: Coregonus sp. 'balchen'
Lineage: Eukaryota; Metazoa; Chordata; Actinopteri; Salmoniformes; Salmonidae
Source: the annotation of a GenBank genome assembly
UUAUAUAAGAGACCAUCCAUUUAGAAUGUUAUUUUGUGACAAACAGAUGACAGUCAUCACGAUUAUGUAACCUCGGCAAAAUGUCUUAAUCCGGACUCACUGCAAUCAUCCCUUAUUCUCAGAAUGUCAACUGCUCAUCAUGAUAAAGAUGGCCUAUGUCCAAUGUCUGAAAAUAGGACAAGUACAAUAGGCUAUACAGAAAUACACUAAGAAGUGGUUGAUUCCCCCUUUAAAUCCGAUUCAGUCUAGGACAAUGCAGCCAAACUCAGAUGUUGCCAAAAUAGGGAGCGACGAUAUUGACGUAGAAGGAAGCGCUGCUCUAGCUUUCUGUUUGUGGGGCGGGGCGUGAUCAGUGGACGCAGGGGUUUUGCACUUUCCGGUAAAUUCACGCUCUUUCGAUUUUUGCUGGAAUUAUAUUUUCCGGACAAAGGGGAUUUGUUUGUAAAUGACAAUCAUGUGAUGCACGGAUUCCUGCUGCUGUCCAGUUGUAACUACAAACCCAUCCGGAACACUGAGGAUUUUAGUCGCUUCGAUUAGCCUAGGGACAACUGUAAAGCAAAUGUCGAGGGUCGACUAUUUUAGUUUCCUUUACAAAUCGCGAGAAAUCCAGUCAAUUUAAGCUGCUAUUAAAUAAUAUUGCAUUCAUUUGAUUGGUCGACCGACCUGCUGCAAGUUAGAUUUCUCUGGCCGACUGUUGAUGUGCUCAAUUGUAGCCUAACAUCCAACUUUUAACAUUGUACAGUUGUAACCUCUCAUAUAGUCACAGUAGUAUGAAACAGUAGCGCCGCGUGAAUGUUUAUUGAUGCAUGAUUAACUCGUAAUUUCAACUCGGGAAUUCUGCUAAGGUAGAACCUCUGGAUUCUACUGUAAACUGUUCAAUAGAACAUAAUUUAUGGAUAUAGUUGUUCCUGCUUUACAUCCGGUUUGAAAGAAGGGACUUUUUUCUAUGGCAGGAACACAUCAUUCUGUCCCUUUCAUUGGUUAUUGAUCCAAUAGUUGACUGUCAAUAAGCAUUCGAAGGCACUGGUCUAUUCACAUUCUCUGACUAGGCUACACCACAUUAUCGAAAGGCAAGUGCAGCUCACUAGAACUUUGCACAGCCCUUUGGCACUUUCCAUGUUUUGCUGUGCCCUGGUAGACUAGAUAACAGAGGGAGAACAUGGAAGAUGAGAUGUUUGAGCAGCUCAUGUAUGUCCUGAACCAACUGGUGACAUGGAUCGCUGCGGGGGCCAUGGUGUUUGGUGGAGUGCUUCCUUACAUCCCCCAGUACAGGGACAUCAGACGGACACAGAACGCAGAGGGAUUCUCCACCUAUGUCUGCCUCGUCCUACUGGUCGCCAACAUUCUGCGUAUACUGUUCAGGUAAGUUUAGCCAUAGAUGUUAUUCAAAUGUGCAUUGAUGCAUGUGAAGGCUGUAGCCUAAGUACAUUUGAAGAACAGACAGACUUCAAUUAUUUGGCCCUUGACAAUUUAAUUUACAGUGUUUGAAAAUGAUACUGCCUCUCAUGGAAUGGUUGAAUUGGUUUGGAUAGCACAGUUUUGGUUUGGUUACAACAGAAGCCUAUUGUCUCCAUUCAGUAUAGUAUUACUGCCCAGGAGCAUGUGCCCUGACUACUCCCUCCCUCCCGGUCUUCUCUUUCCAGGUUUGGACGCUACUUUGAGACGCCACUCCUGUGGCAGAGCAUUAUCAUGAUAGCCACCAUGUUGAUCAUGCUCAACCUGUGUACCAACGUCCGCGUGGCCACCGAACUCCAGACUAAGCGACGUUCAUUCACAGGUCAGAAUCCUCCUUCCUGGCCUGUCCCUACUCACCUCUUUACAGGUGUCUUUUACCUCCCGGUUCCUAGCUCCUCUUUAUAGCUUUGUAAUUAGUUUAUAACCUCUGUUCACGUCAUGGUGUGAACUAUUGAUAGUGCUUGGUUUUAUCACCAACCUCUGGAGAUGUGUGUGUGUUACACAUUCCUUGGUUGCCCAAUUGUCCUUCCUCUCAAAGGAGCUCCUUCAUGUUCAUAAUAUAUUUUACAGCUUAAACAAGCAACUCAAAUCUGACUGCACACACACUCACAGAGAUACACACCCAGCUAGCCUCAAGGGGCUGCACAAAGCUCCAAAUAAUUUAUGACCAUCUAAACCACCCCUGUGCCAUGGGGUGCAUUCAGCAGGGCAUAAUGUUGUAGAAUGUUCAGCUAGAAAUGUGUUAUGUAGAUCAAACAUGCCUCUCUGACAUGUAGAAUAAGGAAUUAUGUUGGCUCUUCAUGACAUUUCUAUCUGCAACGUUUGACAACAUUUACCUACUGAACGUGGCCUUGUACUGUACAACUCUAGUUUGUCUUUGUAAUAGGAAUUUCCAUGUGAAUAAAAUAGUUUGCAAAAAGGAGAACAAUAUCCCACAUAUGAGCAGAGAAAAUGGCUACCUGCCCUUAAUAUACUAAUCAGACAGCACUGACCACAUGUUCUGUAAACACCAGCCCAAGAGGCUUGUAGGAAAACAUAAAGCCAGUGACUUUGUUAGCGGCUACAGAAUCACACAGUGUCACAGAAUACACCAAUAAUCAGUGUGUCCUCGGCCCUUGCACCUCCAGUCUGGCGUCAAACACUAUCAACAGAUAUGAGAACAAUCCAUAAUAUUCACACUAUUAUGGAAAAUUAAGUAGGGGGCUGUCAAUGUUUUGACCCCUAGUUGCACCACACUUUCCCAAAACAUAUUUAUGUUCAAUGUGUGAAUGUAUGUAUUUAAACUGUAGUGCUUUGUGUUUUAUGUUGUAAAUGUGUCUGCAACUUUGUGUGCUGCUAUUUUGGCCAGGUCUCUCUUGUAAAAUAGAUUAUUAAUUUCUAAUUCAACCCGCACCUUGCACAAACAGAACACUGGCAGAAUCAUGUGUAUUAAAGAAAGCAAAAAUAUAGCAUGCUAAACAUUCAUUUAACUUUAUUCAUCCUAAAUAUUCCCAUUGCAGUCAUAACAGGAUGUUGAUAAUCUGUUUGCGGAACUAGAGUGCGCUGGCUGCUGUAUCUGGUUCAUAACUCCCUUCCUCAGCCUGUUGGCUGUGUACACUGACUGACUGACCUACACCAGUGUUUCCCUGCCAACGGAAAACUAGAACAUUGAAUGCUCAGUGCUGCCAUCAUGGGGCCUCAAUCCAAAGUUUGGUAACCAAUCAAAUUGACAGGAUCAGGGUAGGCGGGUCAGAUGAUUUGAGAUAACAGGCUGUUUAUGAUUAGUCAAAUGUUGAGGUUUCAACUCUGUCUGACGUAAAACGAACAUUGAAGUUUAAACUCUGGCCAAAUGCUGAGGUUUCUACUCUGGCCAACAGUUUAGGUUUCAACUCUGUCCGACCCAAACGUUGAUGUUUCAACUCUGUCUAACUUAAAACAAACGUUGAGGUUUCAACUCAGUCAGAUCCAAAAGUUGAGGUUUCAGCUAUGUUAAUUACCACAGGGACGUUAUUGGGUUGUCCAUUUGAAAUCACUAACCGUACGUCAAGAAGAAACCUCUCCUCACUUCAAACUGUGGGUCAGUGCUGGUCUGUGGCACAAGCGAAACCAAGCUCUCUUUUCUCUUCUUAUUUUGUUUUUUGUCUGUAGCAACAGUCAGUAAGGACGAGGAGAUCAAAGUCCCUAAGAAGUUAUUUCUGGGUAGGUACUGUCUCUCUCUCUGCCAUCCAGUCAUUCAUCUGCCUUCCUCUUUUAAUCUCUCACUCUUUCCUUACCGCAUGGUCUUUUAAAGUGUUUUACUUGUGUGGCACUCCCUCUCUUAUUGCUCCAUUCACAGUAUUAACUGCCACUAACUCAUCAGCAUCAUCAUGCAUUGACCUGGCAUGGAUCCUCCUGCAUCGCAUGUGAUCCUUCCUGGUUAUAUCUCCAUUUGUGAUUAAUAAAGAACCAAUGUAGUUGUAAUAGUGUUCGCAUGGAAGUUCACAAUGCGUGUUGGCUAUAGUCAAUAGCUUGAAGUGUUUCAGUUUGUAAAAAUCUUUUUAUGCUACUGAUAUUAGUUUACUAUAGCAUGCAUCUACUGUAUUGCAGUGGUUGUGCAUGGAAAUUGAAUUUUCGAGUUGUCUGAUUGUGAUGACUAUCAGAUUCUUACUCAGAAAAUAAAAAUGCAUGCAUUCUAGACUCCUAUAUAUUGAUUAACCAUAUGUAUUAAGACUUUGAUUGUUGCUAUUUACUUACUAUGUUAUUGACCUUGAUAGACUAACUGCUCGGCUAUUUUGUGGAUGGAAAGUCAUACCUUGACUAUGUUUUUUGGUUUGAAAUGAACUAUGUUCAGUAUUAUUUUGAUAGUACUACAACAACAAUUGUGUUAAAUGCUGCAUGUGAAAGCUAAUGUGCACUACCCACUGCCCUCUGCUCUGUGGUCCUGCCUGGUAAAACAAUGAUGAUGACUUGGAUUCACACCAGCUUGCUGAAGAUGCACAGACAACUCACAGAUGUGACAGUUUAUGAGACUGUAGUCUUCCUAACUCUGUCCUGGUUAUUCUACCACUAGCUUUGCCCUUUGUUUCAACUCCCUCUUCUUGUUGCUGGAUGGCUCCUUCACUCAGGCAGCUGAGAGGGGCUAAUGACCAGCUGAUAGAAUGUUGAGGAAUCACAACCUUUCAAUCAAUUGUUCCUGUUUCAUUGUGCUGUGAACUUUAUGUGAAUAGCGUGUGAUGCCCAUCAUAAGUAUGAAUUUACUAACAAUGAAUUGCAAUGUUGUAAUUAGUUCUGGUUAACGCUGCUGCUUUGUAGUUGGGGAGCAGUUGCUAUCGUCCAUGUGGACAGUAGGUGGUGCUGGAUAAUAACAAUGCAGUAAUGCUCUGUGUUGUAUAUUGGCCGGAGUCAUCACUGUCAACUUCUCAGAACUGCUAUCCAUCACACACUUUGUGUUCACUCAUCUUCUCUCCGUGCGUCAACCUAAGUAACAUAAUUCAAAAAUCCCCAUCAAAAUCUGUCUGUUUAAUUUGAUUGUGCAUUGUAGAAUCCAAUGAUAGUUGUAGAGAAAGGCUGUCGGAGAAAUUCAUUUCAGCAAUCAAAAGGAUUUUGCCACCCUUUAUUCAGCCUCUGUGUUUGGAAUUGAGUGUUGUGUGUUUGUGUCAUUGGGAACUGGGAGUUGACUGGCGGAGUUGCUGCCAACUUCUUACAACUUAUCAAAUUGUUUCCAUCCAGCGUGUUGUACUAUAGCACAACUCCAGUGGUAUGGUAAGCUGGCUUUCUUCUUAUCACAGUAGAAAAAGCUUAAUUCUGGCUUCAACUUAUCUCGUCAAAAGCUGGCAUUUUGUGUGCCACAAAUGUACGUUCACGGUUCUGGCCUGUACAUGAAACAGUUGGCACUUGGUAGCAGAACCAGAGUUCAGUUGGCACGUUUCUUGGCAUUGGAGCUGGAUCCAGUGCCAGGCUGUGUUCUCAUUGGCCUCUUCCUGGCUUUGGGCUGCCCAUAUCUGGAUCUGGAGCUCUGCCUCCCUGAUUCUUUGUCUCCCAGACCCUCUUCCUCUCCUCCCUGGUUCAAUCUCCCUCUGCCUCACUAUUUGCCCCUUCCUCUUCCUCCUUGGCCUGUGCGGCCUCUCUCAGCCGUCUUGUUCCUGGCCUCUCGCAGUCUCUCUGGCGAUCGAUCACCUCUCCCUGUAAACCUUAAUUAGCAUUGACAGAACUCCAUGUUUCCUAAUUGCAGCGCUGCUCAUAUGUCUGUUCCAUAGACAUAGACUAUAUAUACAAAAGUAUGUGGACACCCCUUCAAAUUAGUGGAUUUGGCUAUUUCAGCCAUACUCGUUGCUGACAGGUGUAUAAAAUCGAGCACACAGCCAUGCAAUCUCCAUAGACAAACAUUGGGGCUCACAGAACAGGACCGCCGAGUGCUGAAGCGCAUAACACGUAAAAAUUGUUUGUUGAGAUUGGUGUGGAAGAACUUGACUGGCCUGCACAGAGCCCUGAUCACAACCCCAUCGAACACCUUUGAGAUGAAUUGGAACGCCGACUGCGAGCCAGGCUUAAUUGCCCAACAUCAGUGCCCGACCUCACUAAUGCUCUUGUGGCUGAAUGGAAGGAAAUCCCCGCAGCAAUGUUCCAACAUCUAGUGGAAAGCCUUCCCAGAAGAGUGGAGGCUGUUAUAGCAGCAAAGGGGGGACCAACUCCAUAUUAAUGAGAUUUUGGAAUGAGAUGUUCGACGGGCAGGUGUCCACAUACUUUUGACAAUGUACUUUAUGUGUCGGUUGCUCGUCUGUCUGUUCCAUAGACAUAUGGGUCUGUUCAUCUAUUGAUUAAUCCAGGAGGAGAUAUGAAGGAGAGGCAUGUUGUAAUGCACUAUUGAUGAAAGGAUGAAAGAGUACAGGUGGAGGUAAAGAAAUAAAACAGGGAAUGAAAGUGCUAUGUAUGUAUUGGAUGUAAAAGAAGGAAUUCAUCAACUAACUAGGCUUUAGCAAACUCCCUAAAGGGCGACUGUCUAAAUGUAGUUUGGGAGUAACAGAUAGUUCUGACGUCUCCUUAUCUUUGUUGGGGUUUCAGGCUUUGAUGAGGUUGGUUACAAUUGAAUAAUUAAAUGUCAUUUAACCUGCUUUCACUGAAGUUUGUGAACAUGUCAAACGGAGACAGACGAAACAACAGUAUUCUGACACAUUAUCAUCGGACUGUCACACGGACGUGUUGAAACAGUAUAUUUCUGUAUGUUCCUGACGUUGUUGUGUGUGUUCUGUGCUUGUACUGAACUGUUAAAUGUUCACUGUUCGUACUGUGAUGUACAGAGCUGGCUUCCCUCCCUGGCAUUCUCUCUAUGGCACUGACUCCUGGAUCCGUUAUCACAGCAGGUUGUCAAAUCAGAAAUCAUGAUGUCCCAAUCACUCUGGAGAAAUAACCACAGUGUGCAGGUGCAUUAAGCUCCCUCCCUGUGAGUUCAAACAAAGAAGAAACUCUUUCCUCCCUCCUUGUGUCAUGUCACUAUUUGUUAGUUUGGGACCUGUUCUGGGUUAAACGCAAUUAUGUCUCCAUCUUCGCCCCUGUAAUUUGGUACAGUGUGUGGUGUGCGUGCGUGCAUAUGUACCCUAGAUCUCUGCAUCUCUGUUGUGUUAAAGAUCCUCAGGGUAGAGAUGGUAGUUCUGGUAUUAUGAAGUGGCUGGUUGUGAUAGCAUCUUAAUCUGGUUGAUGUGAGACGGCUAGCAGGCUGAAUGGAAGGAAUACUUUAAAGAGAUUAUUCAGAUUAAGAGAUCACAUCGUUUUAGGUGUGUAAAUAAUCCUACAGAUUACCUACCCAGGUGGAAGUAAAAUGUAUCAAGCUGCUCAAAUGGGGGUGGGCGCUCUAGUCUAGAUAAUCUCUGUUUUCAAAAUUCUAACUCAAUUCAAAUUGCAUGCUAUUGUUUUUUGUUUUAUAUAGUCUGUUCCCUUUUAGGAUGUCUUUGUGUUGACAGUUGACCCAGCAAAUAAGAGCAUUGAGCAGUAUUUAGCAGUACCAGAUAUAUGAGAGGGGUUGGUUAUUAGGCCUGUGUACAGGUAAAGGGACAGUCAGGGAGGACAGGGGAACUGGGCAUUGGGAAUAGUCUAUAUUCUUCUUUCGAUGGUUAUUAGUCGUCACAGUCUCUCCUGUAUGGUGUGAAUCUGACCGGUUCCAAUGAAUCACCUCCUACUCUCCUUCUAGCUUUGAUUUUAGCCCCAAAAAGCAGGUUAUUUUUUCUGGACCAUUUUUCUUUAGGUUGCUGUUGUUUUCCCUGCAUGAUUAUGGACUUUGAAUGACAACAUGUAAUUGUGGGAAGUGUAGACCUGACAGGCUAAAUGACAGCUUCUAACUAAUGUUCUGGGGAGAGAAAUAAACGCAAAACAAUAAGAUAUGAUUCCAGCUCUCUCCCUCACAUUAUCCCUGUGGCGGGGCCAGAACCACACACACACACACACACACACACACACACACACACACACACACACACACACCCACCCAGUGGCCCUGUGUCAGACUAAACAGAGGGAUGAAAGAGGAUGGGAUGAGGGAAGCGAUGGGGGAACGAGAGCGUCCCAGGGUAGAUGAGUGGCACGGAGGUGGACGGGCACAGUGGGGUGUAGCAUGCAAAGGUACUGCUGUAAACACCCUUUAACAACACUAGUCUACCGUUACAAUAAGACAUUUGUGUGUGUGUGCGCCUUUUUGAGCUAUCCUCACCCCCCUCAGGGCAUUGCUGUUAUCGGUGAGGGCAGGACAGACUCAACCCACCCCACCCCAUGAUUGGGUGAUUUAGUUGCAGACCGUAGACAAGAUGAUCCAUCAUGCACACCCUGACUUCCACAUAUACUCUGACUCUCACAUACACACAAAUACACCUGUCUGCCAUGCGUAUUAGAAAUGCCAUCUAAAUCUCAGAUCCGUUUAACAUCAAUACUUCAAUAAAAUACAUUAAAUUGAAAUUUAGAAUACACUUUAGAAUACAAUCUCAGUAAGUCAGCAGGACAGGUAAUGUGUCGUACCUCUUCUUGUGGUGUGUCAAAAGGCAAUGUGAUUAUGGAGAAUGGUAGGAAACCAAACCAACCAUGUUAUUCUAGAUGAGCUGUAUGAGUUUGUGCAAAUUACCCUCUUUUUAUUUAGUUUAAGUGUGUUUGAGUCAAGUUCACCAGUAGCUCCUGAAACUGUUUCUCCAUAAUCCUUCUGAAGCUCUCGUCCCAUACUCUGUUCCACAGGCCUCCUCAGUGGAGCUUAAUGUUCCGAUGUGUCUUUUAGAUAAGUAGAAUCUCAUUUCAACAUGACCCUGUACAACGUAGAGGGUUGUGUAAAAUCCUAUUGAAGAUACUGCGUGUUUCCCCCUCUCCUCCACCUCUUCUCCUUCUCCUUUCAGCGACGAUUUCAUUUCCUCAAUUUAUUCUUCUCUCCCCUAACGUCAUUUAGAGGUGGGUCAGGCUCCGUGUAUUGUUGUCUCCGUGAAAUAUUAAAACACAUUACGUGCAGCUCAGCGGUAACUUCAUUGAUAUAACCGCCCGGAAAGGGAAUUAAUCAAUAAAGACUAACAUUUGACAGUUUAGUAUAACAUAAUCGUCAACACUCCAAACAAGGAUGCAUCCUCAUCACUAACCUUCUUAUCCAAACACUGAUCAAGUUACGGUUGUUUUAGGUACUCUAUAGGUUAGAUAUGACAGGUAAUAGCAGCACAAUGUAUUGUGGAGGUGCCAGUCUCCUAGCUGAGAUGUUGGAUCACUAUAGAUUGUAUUGCAGGCCUGCAGUUGUAUGAUGAUCUUCAUCUUGAAGUCAUGAUUUCAUAUGGCUCCUCUUUCAGUGAACUUAAACUGAACUUGUUUUUGUUCUUUAUUUCCCUGAUGAAAGGAACAGAGCAAAAGCAUGACAAACUUUAGGGAACAUUUGGGGAGUCAGUGAGGCAGAAACAUUAGAGUAAAUCAUUCAGCAUUUUCCAAAUUGGUUCCAAAGAAAUGGGUCUCAUUGUCUCACGUCACAUGCAAUGCUUUUUAUUACAAUCUUCUCGAGCCAGCGUAUCAUUAUGGAGAAAGAUUAACCCGAAAAGGGGAAGAACCGUCAGUUUAUCAGUGUUAGGAUUGUUUUAUUUUCUCUCUGUGUGUCUGUCUGCCUCAGACUUUGACUGGAGCCACUUCUGGUCGUGGAGUCGUUUCGUGGACUACCUGCAGUGUGUGAUGGCGUUCACCCUGCUGGCGGCCUACAUCACCUACCUGCUGCUGGACUCGUCUGUGUUUGUAGAGACCCUGGGCUUCCUGGCUGUCUUCACUGAGGCCAUGCUGGGGACGCCACAGCUCUACUGCAACUACCAGAACAAGAGUACUGAGGGGAUGAGGUGA